Messenger RNA from Brachypodium distachyon (stiff brome), 1335 nucleotides. RefSeq names its product probable plastid-lipid-associated protein 3, chloroplastic. The record is from RefSeq and is a predicted model, not a curated record. The transcript is spliced from 3 exons. Lineage: Eukaryota; Viridiplantae; Streptophyta; Magnoliopsida; Poales; Poaceae. The coding region runs from base 79 to 1134 and encodes 351 amino acids.
UCUUCCUCCUCCUCCUCCCCGCCCGCACGGCGCCACACGCGCAACAAGCCAAGAGCGUCGACAAUCACUCGUUCGACCAUGGCUCCCCUCUUCGCCACCACCCACGCGGCCCUCCUGCCCAUCUCCCCCGGCACCGCCUCCCCCGCCGCGCUCCUCCGCGCCGGCCGCCUCAGGAUCAGGCCCGCGCCGCGCCGCCGCGUCAUCCGUGCCGCUGCAUCCGGGAAACCCGAUCCCACGGUCGACGACGACGAGUGGGGAAGCGAGAACCCCGCCUCCGAACCGAGCCCCGUCGUCGCCGACGAGUGGGGCGAGCCGGGGGUGGCCGAGCCCGAGCAGCCCUCCGGCGCCGACGCUCCUACCAACGACGACGAGUGGGGUGGGGAGCCCACGCCCACGCCGCCCACUCCGGUUCCGGCUACUGCUGCGGAGGGGGAGGAUAAGGAUGAGGGGCGGGAGGACCUGAAGCGGUGCUUGGUGGACACGGUGUACGACUCCGGCCUGGGCCUCAAGGCGUCCUCGGAGGUCAGAGGGGAGGUCGUGGAGCUCGUUGCCCAGCUCGAGGCGGCAAAUCCCACGCCGGCGCCCGUCCAGGCACCGGACCUCGACGGAAACUGGAUCCUUCUGUAUACAGCAUACUCAGAGCUCUUACCUAUUCUACUGGCUGGGGCAACACCAUUCUCCAAAGUUGAGAAGAUAUCUCAAGAAAUUGACUCGAGAAGCAUGACCAUAGUUAACGCCUCUACUAUUUCGACCCCAUUUGCUUCAUUUUCAUUCAGUGCAACUGCUUCCUUCGAGGUUCAAAGUUCGUCAAGGAUAGAGGUCCAAUUUAAAGAGGGAAGCUUCCAGCCUCCGGAGAUAUCAUCAUCUGUAAAACUACCUGCACAAAUCGCCAUAUUUGGGCAGAAGAUCAGCUUGGGGCCAGUCCAGCAGCUGCUGAACCCUCUUCAGCAAGCCUUUGCUGGCAUCGCAGGGUCCAUCUCUGGGCAGCCACCCCUCAAGGUACCAAUUCCGGGCAACAACAGGGCUAAGUCCUGGCUUUUGACAACCUACCUGGACAAAGACCUGAGGAUAUCGAGAGGCGAUGGAGGCGGCUUGUUUGUUCUUGCCAAAGAGGGGAGCCCUUUACUAGAUUAACUGUACAUAUGUAACAGACGCCAUUAUUCAUAUAUAGGAGGCUCAAAAACACUGCUACAAGGCAAAAUUCUUCACCUCUCAUGAUACACAUUUUUCUGACGGUUUUGCAGAGUCCCAGUCACACCAGUACUGAAUCAAUUAGCCUUUUAUUGGACCUAUCUCCAUACACUCUUUUAUAAAUAUAUAGUUUGGUUUGUUUUA